AUGCCACAAAAGUUUGGGGAACAUUUAAUUUACAGACAAUGGGUGAUUAUCAUGAUUUAUACUGAUAUUUUACUAUUGGCAGAUGUUUUUGAGAAUUUUAGUAGUACAUGUCUGCAGUAUUACAAAUUAGACCCAUGUCACUAUUGUACAUCAGCAGGAUUGAGUUGGGAUGCAAUGUUAAAAAUAACAGACAUAAAAUUGGAGUUAAUGACUGAUAUUGACACGUUCCAGUUUAUAGAAAAAGGUACAUGUGGAGGUAUUUCAUACAUAGCCAACCGAUAUGGGGAAGCAAAUAAUAAAUACAUGAAAGAGUACAACAAAGAAAAACCCAGCAAGUAUAUUAGGUAUCUGGACGCUAAUAAUUUAUACGGUUACGCGAUGAGCCAGUAUCUUCCAACAGGUGGAUUUAAAUGGCUAACAGAAAAGCAAAUUGAUAAGAUU
This is a messenger RNA of Porites evermanni, 441 nucleotides long. Lineage: Eukaryota; Metazoa; Cnidaria; Anthozoa; Scleractinia; Poritidae. The record is from the annotation of a GenBank genome assembly.